Messenger RNA from Leishmania braziliensis MHOM/BR/75/M2904, 354 nucleotides. RefSeq lists its product as hypothetical. The record is from RefSeq and is a predicted model, not a curated record. The transcript has a single exon. NCBI's taxonomy places the organism in Eukaryota, Euglenozoa, Kinetoplastea, Trypanosomatida, Trypanosomatidae. The coding region runs from base 1 to 354 and encodes 117 amino acids.
AUGAGACUGAUGCUAACGUUUGUUCAUCUCACUCUCGACUUCACCACGUCUGGCAAGGCGUGCGACAUCAGUGUCUCUGUGAAGGACCUGGAGAGGCUCAUAGAUAGCGAUCACCUUCCAGAGCUGUGCGAGAGAGUCAUGCCAAGCACGGCGAUGGUGCACUUCCCUGAGGAGCCCAAGUUGAGCACGCCAAAUGUGUGUUGGCAGCUGAAUCGUCUUUUCCCGAUGAUGUUCGGUUGUUGUAUGGAGAGCGAGUGGCAGCUGCGUCAUAAACACACACGUUCUCAACGAUCCUUCAUGCACCGCGUGGCAGUCGUCACGGAAGAAAUGAGCACCUCGCAUGCUGUUUUGUAG